Messenger RNA from Camellia sinensis, 959 nucleotides. The record is from RefSeq and is a predicted model, not a curated record. Lineage: Eukaryota; Viridiplantae; Streptophyta; Magnoliopsida; Ericales; Theaceae.
CAAAUAUUAUUUUACACCCACUUUCUAUCAAUUAGUACUUUUUGAACCCAAAAAAUAAAAAAUAAAAAAACCCCCCCUUCUCUCUCUCUCUCUCUCUCUCUGAUUGCCUCGAACUCAAGCUCUGCUUCGAUCAAUACCAGUUCAAAGAUCCCUCCAUCUAUAUCUCGAUGAUCGUCCCUGCCUCUCUCUUCCCUUUGUUUUAUCUCUCUCUAAUCCCUGACAAAACAAGCAGAUGAACAAGACGAAGCUUGAGAUUCUUGAAAUCGUCUGAAAUCUAGCAUGCAUCUUUAAGUCCAGGGUGUGAGUUGCAGCAAAUUACACAUUCUGGUUUUCUUUUUCCAUAGACUCGGUUACCAUUGGUUCAAGUAAAAUGGAAACUGAACAAGAAGCACAGACAUCCUUAAAUCAGGCAGGAAGUUCCGAUGGAUCUAACCUAAAUGGCUCGAAUCUUGUGGCACGUGUCAAGAAACUGCUGUUUCGGCAAAUGCUGGUGGGGAUCAGUGACGGACGAUUUUUCGUGGGCACAUUCUACUGCAUUGAUAAGCAAGGAAAUAUCAUUCUCCAAGAUGCACUGGAGUAUCGGAGCGCCCGCUCUUCCCCUUCCCCCAUGGAACAGCGUGGCCUCGGUCUCAUUCUCAUCCCCUUUUCUUGCCGAACAUCAUGUCAUGUUGGUUGCUCCAUUGAAGAACAAAUUUCACUACUAUCACUAAAGGAAUAGAGGAAGCAGCUUCAAUUACCAUCCAUCUUCGUCACAACCGAUCAAGUAAGACACUUAUCUGGUUUGUUAUCAGUAACUGCUGCAACCAAUUGUUUCUUGGUGACACACAUGCUCAUGUAUUUAUGCUGCAUACAUUAUGUGUGAGUGUGUGUUUGAACUUGGACCUUCAAAAUCAGACUGUUUUGAAAUAUUUUUGGGUUAUAUCUGUUGGGAGAGUGCAGAACUUAGCUAAUUGAUCUUA